AUGCAACCAAUGGCCAGCCCCAGCUCCCUCACGCCCACUUCCACUCCUAUCUUCGUUACAGUGACCAACACCGGGAUUGAGAGUUUGGUUAAACGGAUUCUGAUGACCGCAUCCACGUCUGCCUUGGGCGUGCAUGAAAGCGAGAAAAAGGGCGGAUUAGUCGGCGGACAAGAAGGUGUGAAAUCAGGCCAAGAGGAGAAUACAAAAGAGGGCGACGGCGAACAGGAACUAACUUGUAAUUGGGGAGAUGGCAAAGCACAAGCAAGUAAGGCAUUGAGAGAGAGAGAGACUGAGGUCGUCGAAACUAGCAAUCUGAACAUUGCUGCCAAGCGCGCUCACCUGCCAACCUACCGGGCCGAAGCGAGCACCUGCGCCGCCACCAACACCACGAUGCCAUUUGCUCGACCGUCUCUGGAUACACCCACACCCCACUUGUCGUCGUCUUACCUACUCCUGGUCGUCCCCAUUCUUGUUCUUGUCGCCAUUUUCUUUUCCUUUAUACGACGCUCCUUCCUGGAACCAAAUCGUUCUCCCUUGGUCCUCAAGCGCGCACCUACGCCUACCGCUCCUCCAAUCCUGUCAAAUGGUCAUGGUAGUAGUGCCUUCUCGCGAAUCGACUGCCAAAUUGGCCAUGGUAUUGCGUGUUUGCCUGAGGUCACGAUGAAAGAAACAGACUUUAGAUGGGAAAUGGAUUGGGCGAGCGAGUGGGAUGAUAGGCGACGAGGCAGGAUCGAUAUAACUGGCGCUAAAGCAGGAUCUAGCUAA
Molecule: messenger RNA, 765 nt
Organism: Plenodomus lingam JN3
Lineage: Eukaryota; Fungi; Ascomycota; Dothideomycetes; Pleosporales; Leptosphaeriaceae
Source: RefSeq, a predicted model, not a curated record